GACUCCGUUGUGUUGGCUACUACAUUGCCUCAAACGCACAGUUGCCAUUGUCGGGGUACGAAGUUCAGCCAGACAGCCAGAAAGCCUCUAAGGCCGCUGCUUGACGCCAAGAUGACGGACGCUCAGGUCGAAGUCGAGGAGAAGCUGCGCCGCAAAAAGGAAGAGGAAGAAGAAAUGUGGCGUGAGUAUGCCGAACAGAGAAAGCUUCAAAGGGCAAAGGAAGAAGAAGAACUCAGGAAGUUAAAGGAGCGCCAAGCAAAGCGACGUGAGGCGCGCGCACAACAGGAGAAGCAUAUGGCUGAACAGAAACGCGUGCAAGAUGAGAAACGGCAAAAAGAGCUCGAAGAGAAAAAGGCGCGUGAGGCCGAGGCCAAACGCAAACGUUUGGAGGAGGCUGAGAAGAAACGCCAGGCCAUGCAGGCUGCCAAGGAGAAAAAGGAAAACGAGCCAGUAAAACCUAACUUCACAAUCAUCAAGCGCGAGGAUAUGGAUAAUUUCGCCGCCCUUGGCGGAUCUGGGGUGUUCGGGAAGUUUGCCAAUGUCAUGGCCGCUCGCGGAGAAAUGGGCAAAACGCGUGAGCAGCUCGAAGAAGACAAAAAAGCAAUUUUGGCAAUGCGAGUUAAGCCUCUCGACUUUGAAGGAGCCACGGUCGAUGACCUCAAGAAGCGUGCCAACGAACUCUGGGAGCGUGUAAAAUCACUAGAGGCCGAGAAGUACGAUUUAGAGGAGCGUCGUAAGAUUCAGGAGUACGAUCUGAAGGAGUUAGCUGAGCGUCAACGACAAAUCGGUAGAAGCCGGGCUCUCAAGAAGGGUCUCGAUCCAGAAGCCUUGCAGGGACCGCACCCGCCUAAGAUCCAGGUGGCGUCCAAAUAUGAAAGGCGCACCGAUCGUCGAUCCUUUACCGAUAAGAAAGAACUCUUUUCUGGAGGUUUCGAAGCCCAGCAGGAUGCUGAAAUCGAGAAACAAUGGGAAAACAAACUGUUGACCUUCAAGGAAACAUCUGGUGGAAAGCUACCGCUGUGGGACCCCGAAAAUCCCAAAAACAAGGAAGUUCUUCGUAGACGAGGUCUUGAUGAUGAAGAUGACGACGAUGACGAACCAGUAUACCAACCGCCGCCGCGUCAGUCCAGCCCGCCACAGCCUACUCGUCAGGCUUCGCCCCCGCAACAAGAGGAAGAAGAAGAGGAGGAGGAAGAGGAAGAGGAAGAGGAAGAGUAAAUGCCCAGAAACGUAGAAACCCGCUGCCAUCGUAGGAAACUGCCGCCCUCAAUCGAGACCACUCUAAGCAGACGUUUGGGCCAUUUCGAACUGCAGCUCUCGCUUGACUCCGGAGAAUAAAAAGAAACCCCCUGGUUCAUUCAGUCCUAAGCGGUUUUCACCUCAUUGGAUAACCAAAAAAGAAACAGGAAAGUUGGCCCCCUACUGCAGCUAAUGAACUCGAAAAUUGUAAAGCACAUUAUUCUUAUUUUUGUUCUUAAGUCUCAUUCGUUGAGAUUAGGCUUCGAUGGAACUUAGAGGAUAGGAUGACAAAAAAGUCAGCGUCCCAUAACACUGACUGGCUGGCGGAUCUGCUUAUUGACAGUAACCAUGUGUAGUAGCGUAACCGUAAUUCUAUGAUGUGACCGUAAAAGAAGUAGAUCGUUACCUAAAUCCUGUCAAUUAACUACUCUUGUUAUGGUCGCAGCACCUAUCAUACAGUCUAUGAUCAAUCUUACUGCUUAUGAACGAGAUUAGCGUCAUUUUUGGUAAUGAUAAUAGUAAUCUAAGUAAGCAAAUAGAGAAACACAAAUUCCGCUCACGUGCUUAACACGUAUAAGUCUUGGUCGACCAAUGACGGUAUUUGCCGACAAACUGCUAGAUAUCAACCGGUUGAGCCUGUGCUGUGUUUAGCAAUCGCCGUUGUGUAGAUGGUGUCUUGUAACACUGGCGGAGGAUUUUCUAUUCUGACAUACAUUUCUCGUGCAGCCAUGUAUUUGUUUCUCGGUAGGCAGAAGAAGAGAGAGAGAUUGCCGUAUGGAAGAAGUGCUGGACGCGAGGAAUCGUGCUUAACUUCCUGAACGUGCUCUUAUAUAAAUGCAUAUCACUGUUGUUAUCUGUUAGACUGAAACAAAAAAAAAUAAAUGGAAACUGUUGCAUAAGGAUGAGAGUGAAAAUGGA
Molecule: messenger RNA, 2157 nt
Organism: Varroa destructor (honeybee mite)
Lineage: Eukaryota; Metazoa; Arthropoda; Arachnida; Mesostigmata; Varroidae
Product: troponin T-like
Biological process (GO): regulation of muscle contraction; muscle contraction; sarcomere organization
Cellular component (GO): troponin complex
Molecular function (GO): tropomyosin binding
Source: RefSeq, a predicted model, not a curated record